CCCUUCCCAGAUGCCUGGGUCCGCUCCGUGUCUGGGGGUGGGGGAAGUCCGGACGCCUGGGUCUGCUCCGUGUCUGUGAGGGUCGGGGGAAGCUUGGACGCCUGGGUCAGCUCCGUGUCUGGGCGGGGAGCCCAGAUGCCUGGGUCUGCUCCGUGUCUGAGGGGGCGGGGGGAGGCCGGAUGCCUGGGUUCUGUUUUUGGCUGUGGGGCUGUACUGGCUCCCGGUUGAUUUGAGGGGGUGCCCCAUGUUCCCUUGUAGGGAGGAGCCCUGCAUCCGGCCCUGCCAUGGAGACUCUGAUCCCCGUUAUCAACAAACUGCAGGAGAUUUUCAACACGGUAGGGGCCCAGGUGAUCCAGCUGCCCCAGAUCGUGGUGAUUGGGGCCCAGAGCAGCGGGAAGAGCUCAGUUCUGGAGAGCAUUGUGGGUCGCGACUUCCUGCCCCGGGGCUCAGGCAUUGUCACCCGGCGUCCCCUGGUCUUGCAGCUGGUGAAUGUGCCAUUUCUGGAGGAGCGGCAACAUGCAGCCAGUGGGGAGACAAGUACCCUGGCCGAAGAGUGGGCAACCUUCCUGCAUUGCAAGCACAAGACCUUCACCGACUUCAGUGAGAUCCAGCAGGAGAUUGAGACUGAGACCGAGAGGACGACAGGAACCAACAAGGGGAUCAGCCCGGAGCCCCUGUAUCUGAAGAUCUACUCCCCACAUGUCCUGAACUUGACACUGGUCGACCUGCCGGGGAUCACCAAGGUGCCUGUGGGGGACCAGCCCCCCGACAUUGAGGGCCAGGUGCGGGAGAUGAUCCUAUCCUAUGUCUCCAAUCCGAACUGCCUGAUCCUGGUUGUGACAGCUGCCAACACCGACGUGGCCACCUCUGAGGCGCUCAAGCUGGCCCGGGAUGUUGACCCCGAUGGAUGCCACACACUGUCCGUGGUCACCAAGCUGGACCUGAUGGACGCUGGGACGGAUGCCAUGGACGUUCUGAUGGGCCGGAUCAUCCCUGUCAAACUGGGCAUCAUUGGGGUGGUGAACAGGAGCCAGCACGACAUCAACACUUGGAAGAGCAUCACUGAGUCACUGCAGGAUGAGCAGGUCUUCCUGCAGAAGCAAUACCCAUCGCUGGCCAACCGCAACGGCACCCGGCACCUGGCCAAGACCCUCAACCGGCUGCUGAUGCACCACAUCCGGAAUUGCCUGCCGGAGCUGAAAACCCGGGUGAAUGUGCUGACGGCCCAAUAUCAGUCAGUGCUGCAGAGCUAUGGGCAGCCCAUCGAGGACAAGAAUGCCACGCUGCUGCAGAUCAUCACCAAGUUCACCACCGAGUACUGCCACACCAUCGAGGGCACGGCCCGGAACACUGAGACCUCAGAGCUCUGCGGGGGUGCCUGCAUGGGCUACAUCUUCCACGAGACGUUUGGCCGGACGUUGGAGUCCAUCGACCCGCUGGCUGGGCUCACGAUGCUGGACAUCCUGAUGGCCAUUCGCAAUGCCACAGGCCCCCGUCCCGCCCUCCUCAUGCCUGAGGUCUCCUUCGAGCUGCUGGUGAAAUGUCAGAUCAAGCGUCUGGAGGACCCGAGCCUGCCCUGUGUGCAACUGGCGCUGCAGCUCCUCAUGCACAUCAUUCAGCACUGCUCCACCUACAACACACAGGAGCUGCUGCGCUUCCCCAAACUGCAUGAAGCGAUUGUGGAGGUGGUGACAGGCGUCCUGCGGCAGAGGCUGCCCAUCACCAACGAGAUGGUUCAUAAUCUGGUUGCAAUCGAGCUUGCCUAUAUUAACACCAAGCACCCGGACUUCAUGGACACAGCGCUGGUGUCUGCCUCUGUCAGCACCAGCAAGCCCAUGCCGGCCACAUGGAAGCUGAGCCAGCAGGAGCAGUGGGAUUGUGAGGUGGUCUGCAGACUCAUCAAAUCCUAUUUCCUCAUUGUGCGCAAAAGGAUCCAGGACAGCGUCCUCAAGACAAUCAUGCAUUUCCUGGUGAACUAUGUCAAGGACCAUCUGCAGAGCCAGCUGGUUGGACAGCUAUACAAGCAGGAGCUGCUGGACAUGCUGCUUACAGAGUCAGAGGACAUGGCACAGCAGCGCAAGGAGGCUGCUGGGCUGCUCCAGGCUUUGCAGCGAGCCAGCCAGACCAUCUCUGAGAUCCAGGAGACGCAACUCUGGUGAGGAUGGCUGGAGAAGCUGAGUUUCGAGACACCACACACACCCCUCCCUCUGGUUCUUUGCUGCCUAUAUAUCUGAGCCGGUAUGAUGGUGGGUUGGUGUUAUGGAAUAAAACCUGU
This is a messenger RNA of Gopherus flavomarginatus (Mexican gopher tortoise), 2275 nucleotides long. Its product is annotated as dynamin-1-like protein. Gene Ontology annotation, cellular component: membrane; mitochondrion; microtubule. The record is from RefSeq and is a predicted model, not a curated record. The transcript has 16 exons. Gene Ontology annotation, molecular function: GTPase activity; GTP binding; microtubule binding. The coding region runs from base 285 to 2159 and encodes 624 amino acids. Lineage: Eukaryota; Metazoa; Chordata; Testudines; Testudinidae. Gene Ontology annotation, biological process: mitochondrial fission.